AUGAGUCCUGAACGGCAGGUCCAAUAUAUAUACGCAGACUGCUCUCGCAGGAUCAGUCUGCUCUUCGCCAUGAUCGCCCUCCUCAUCCUCGCCGUCGCGGCUGUCGCAGACUCCCAGUUCUUCCCUCCUCCUCCUUUCUCGGCCCCCGCUCCCUUCGCACCAAGCUUCGCAUCUCCUAGCUUUGCCGCACCCCCUCCCCCACAACCCGCUUUUAACUCGUUUGCCCAACCCGCCCCCGCCUUCAGCUCUUUCCCAGCCGCUGCCCCAUCCUUCGCUCAACCUAAGAUCAGCAUCGUUCAGAGGAACUACCAGCAGGAUGACCGCGGACAGUUCACAAACUCGUACACUCAGACAGACGGUGCCAACUUCCAGGAGACCGGGGAGCUCCGCCCAACCAACGACCGCUUGGACAACGUCAUCGUCAAGAAGGGUUCCUUCAGAUACACCUCCCCGGAGGGUAUCCCUGUGGAGAUCUCUUACGUAGCUGACGAGAAUGGGUUCCGCCCCGUUGGCUCUGUCAUCCCCGUCUCUGUCCAUAGCGUUGCCCCGUCCUUCAAGUAG
Molecule: messenger RNA, 561 nt
Organism: Macrosteles quadrilineatus (aster leafhopper)
Lineage: Eukaryota; Metazoa; Arthropoda; Insecta; Hemiptera; Cicadellidae
Product: larval cuticle protein 1-like
Exons: 3
Coding region: 1-561 (186 amino acids)
Cellular component (GO): chitin-based extracellular matrix
Molecular function (GO): structural constituent of chitin-based larval cuticle
Source: RefSeq, a predicted model, not a curated record